Messenger RNA from Debaryomyces hansenii CBS767, 912 nucleotides. RefSeq lists its product as uncharacterized. Gene Ontology annotation, molecular function: misfolded protein binding; ubiquitin-specific protease binding. Lineage: Eukaryota; Fungi; Ascomycota; Pichiomycetes; Serinales; Debaryomycetaceae. Gene Ontology annotation, biological process: endoplasmic reticulum unfolded protein response. Bases 1 to 912 code for a protein of 303 amino acids. The transcript has a single exon. The record is from RefSeq and is a predicted model, not a curated record. Gene Ontology annotation, cellular component: endoplasmic reticulum membrane; Hrd1p ubiquitin ligase ERAD-L complex.
AUGGAUAGGAUAUUUCAGUGGGUAUCGGGUAUACCGCCUGUUACUAGGUAUUGGUCCAUAGCCAUUCUUUCGACAUCAAUAUUGACUACGUUACGAAUUGUACUUGCUGUACAAUUUGUGUUCAUUGUUGACAAAGCAUUCAGUUCCCAACCGUGGCGACUAAUUACGUCGUUCUGUUAUUUUGAUGAUCUACUGAUUGAGUUGAUAAUAAAUAUAUGGUUCAUCAUCCGUUCUUCUCGAUAUUUAGAGGAAGGGUUUAGCACAAAAAUUGCAUUAUUUCCUCCCAAUACAAUAAAUACACUAAACACUGACCAACGAAAUUUCUUGAAGAGGAUCAUUGAUAGAAAUAAGUCGAUUGAUUAUUUAUAUUUUGUAUUGUUGAUCUGUGGCUCUAUUGUUGCUGCUGUUACAUAUGGCUCUAACAAUUUUGAUUUUAAAAUUCACAGGUUGGGCUCACUCUUGGACGAUAUAUUAUUAUAUAUCUGGUGUCGGAGCAAUCCUAAUUUAGACGUGAAUAUGUUCGGGUUCUUCACUAUACAAACAGCAUAUUUACCGUGGUGUUAUACAAUGUUAAACUGGGUUUUGCUGAAGGAUUUUCUAACCGAUUUUUUGGCUUUAAUGUCUGGUAAUUUAAGACUUAUAGCAUCGGUGUUUACGAAGCCUUUUGUAUGGAGGGUUGUUAUUUGCUAUUCGUUGGGUCAUUUCUGGUGGUUUUCGAGAGACUUUUUAUUAUGCCAAUUUUAUUACGACUUCAACGAUGAGAGAAGGCAAAUCAGAUCAGAAACACCAAAAAGAAUAGAACAAGAAUCUAGAAUUUCUUCUUAUCAUAAUAUUCCAAGACGCAUACUUACAUUAAUUUUAUUACCCCCAUGGUAUUGGGUUAUUUUGAAAAAAAUGCGGGAAAGACCUUAG